AUGAGUUUAGUCAUGAGCAACCAUUUCAAUCGUUUUAGAUCACAUAGUUUCGAGCAAAAUCUCCCCUUCAAGAGGUCCCUUGAAGAGGAUGUCGAAACAUCAAACAAGAGGUCCAAAACAGCUCCACCAUCGCCACCAUCAAAUGUUCACUCAAAAGUUGUCAUAGAAAAUAUCAUAAGACCAAAGCUACCACCAACAAGUCUUAGGUCCAAAUCUUUAUCCCCAAAGAAGCAAUUUGUGAACCUCCUUUCACCUUCAAACUCGCCAUCAACAUCUCCCUUGAGUUCUCCAGAAAAUCUCAAAUUACCAAGUAUUAAUGCAUUGAAACAGAACCGCCCUACCCCUUGUUCCACAGUUUCACUGGAAUUCUUUGACACCUGCAGUGACAAAAGCUGGAGGUCGGAGUUGUUGGACAAAAUCAUGAAAGAAUCAAAAACUUACCAUCUCACUAAAUACAACUAUCUCAACAAUAAUUGCAAGCCAAAUUUUACAUCAAAACUAAGCUCCAAAAUAUCAUUGGAAACAACUGCAACAGUCGAUAAAAAAAUCAACUUUCCAUUCGAGUCAAACUACACAUAUUUGGACGGCGCAUUCAUGACUGAUGUCAAGAAUUUCCCCCAAUAUUUGAAGCUUGCUAAUAAGCCCAAAUCACUUGUUUCACCACCAACUGAAACGCCUCGCACACUUCAAGCUUCAGCAUUUACACAACCAAAAACACCAACACACCAAACAGACAAAUUACCAAGCUUUCAUACAUUGCCGCUGGUCGGACAUCCGCUUUCAUCGCAUACAACAAUUUUUCAUCCUUCUUCGUUAGAGCACUACCACAACCACCGUACAUCACCUCCAGCAAAUACCACUCAUAAAUUUAUAAUUCAAUCGCCAAAACUGUCACGCUCUGGCUUGCCUAAAACGCCACCUAGAACCCAUAACCACCAUCAAAACAGCACAAGAGCAUGCAUUUCAUGUGGCCUGCAAGACUCGCCAUGUUGGAGACCUUCUUGGUCCAUUAAAGAGGGUCAACUUUGUAAUUCUUGUGGAUUGAGAUACAAGAAGACAUCAGCAAGAUGUUUAAACGACGCAUGCAGAAAAGUACCGGCCAAAGGGGAGUGGGCAUUGAUGCAAAGCAAAGGAAAAGUAACGUUUGAGGAUGGAACUGAUGGUUACAGUUGUUUGGAUUGUGGUUGGAAAGUCGAGGUUAAGUAA
Messenger RNA from Lodderomyces orthopsilosis Co 90-125, 1206 nucleotides. It is a transcript of the gene ASH1, whose product is annotated as DNA-binding transcription repressor. Lineage: Eukaryota; Fungi; Ascomycota; Pichiomycetes; Serinales; Debaryomycetaceae. Gene Ontology annotation, molecular function: sequence-specific DNA binding; zinc ion binding. Gene Ontology annotation, biological process: regulation of DNA-templated transcription. The coding region runs from base 1 to 1206 and encodes 401 amino acids. The record is from RefSeq and is a predicted model, not a curated record. The transcript has a single exon.